This is a messenger RNA of Apus apus (common swift), 1189 nucleotides long. RefSeq names its product splicing factor 3a subunit 2 (gene SF3A2). The coding region runs from base 91 to 1038 and encodes 315 amino acids. The record is from RefSeq and is a predicted model, not a curated record. Gene Ontology annotation, cellular component: nucleus; catalytic step 2 spliceosome; U2-type prespliceosome. NCBI's taxonomy places the organism in Eukaryota, Metazoa, Chordata, Aves, Apodiformes, Apodidae. The transcript has 9 exons. Gene Ontology annotation, molecular function: zinc ion binding; nucleic acid binding. Gene Ontology annotation, biological process: spliceosomal complex assembly.
GCCCGCGGGGCCGCGCGCAGGCGCAGGGCGGGAGCGGGGCCGCGGCUCUCUCUUUCUCCAUAAGUAGCUGAAGCACACAGAUCCCCCAUCAUGGAUUUCCAGCACCGUCCUGGAGGUAAAACUGGGAGUGGGGGGGUAGCCUCAGCCUCGGAAAGUAACCGGGACCGCAGGGAGAGGCUGCGGCAGCUGGCGCUGGAAACCAUCGACAUCAACAAGGACCCUUAUUUUAUGAAGAAUCACUUGGGCUCCUAUGAGUGCAAGCUCUGCCUGACCCUGCACAACAAUGAGGGAAGUUACUUAGCACAUACCCAAGGGAAGAAGCAUCAGACCAAUUUGGCCCGUCGAGCUGCCAAGGAAGCCAAGGAGGCCCCUGCCCAGCCAGCACCAGAGAAAGUCAAAGUGGAAGUGAAGAAAUUUGUGAAAAUUGGACGACCAGGUUAUAAAGUGACCAAACAGAGAGAUCCAGAAACAGGCCAGCAGAGCCUUCUCUUCCAGAUUGAUUACCCUGAGAUUGCAGAGAGCAUCAUGCCCCGCCACCGGUUCAUGUCGGCGUACGAGCAGAGGAUCGAGCCCCCGGACAGACGGUGGCAGUACCUGCUGAUGGCAGCUGAGCCCUAUGAGACCAUAGCUUUCAAGGUGCCAAGCAGAGAAAUCGACAAGGCAGAAGGGAAGUUUUGGACCCACUGGAACAGGGAAACCAAACAGUUCUUCCUUCAAUUCCACUUCAAGAUGGAGAAGCCCCCAGCUCCCCCAAACCUCCCUCCAGGGCCCCCGACGGUGAAGCGGCCGCCCCCCCCGCCGCUGAUGAACGGGCUGCCCCCCCGGCCCCCCCUGCCGGACACUCUGCCACCACCCCCACCCGGGGGCAUGGCCCUGCCUCCCAUGCCUCCCUCUGGACCGGUGCCACCACCCCCGGUGCCACCACAGCUGCCACCAGCACCCGGUGUCCCCCCUCCUGCUCCUCUGCCACCCAUGAUGAGGCCACCUCUCCCUACGGAGGGGCCAGGCACUAUCCCACCUCCACCUCCCUCCAACUGAAGCCCCUCCUGGACUCUGUCCUGCUGGACUCCUUUAGCUCCAUUCUUUUUAUAUUCAGAUCACAACUGAUCCAGAGCAAUAGUUCUGUUUUGUACACCUGUGAAUUUGCCUAAAUCCUGUAGGUUCAUUAAAAGGUUUUUAGUUUUCCUUC